Molecule: messenger RNA, 2910 nt
Organism: Micropterus salmoides (largemouth bass)
Lineage: Eukaryota; Metazoa; Chordata; Actinopteri; Centrarchiformes; Centrarchidae
Product: laminin subunit alpha-3-like
Exons: 23
Coding region: 1-2910 (969 amino acids)
Source: RefSeq, a predicted model, not a curated record
AUGACUGAAGAGUGUAUAUGUGACUAUAGAGGGACAGCGUACGGGGUGUGCGAUGCGACAGGACGCUGCCAGUGCCGUCAGGGUGUGGAGGGGGAGCGAUGCGAUCGCUGUCAACCAGGAUACCACUCCUUCCCAAACUGCCAGGAGUGUCUCUGUGAUGGGGCUGGCGUGGCUGACAAUGUGUGCAGUCCAAGUGGCCAGUGUGUUUGCUUUCCCAGCUAUGGGGGACAGGAGUGUGACGCAUGUGCACCGGGCUACUAUGGAUACCCGGACUGUGCUGCUUGCCAAUGUUCACAUGAAGGCUCAUAUGGCAACAUAUGUAACCCACUGUCGGGUCAGUGCCUGUGUCUCCCAGGGGUGGUGGGCCAGCAGUGUGACCGCUGUGCAUCAGGACUCAGAUUCCCCCACUGCUCAGCCUCCAUCAGUGUGUGUAACAUGGCAGGAACUGAGGUCACUGAUCCUCAAACGGGCUCCUGCCGCUGCCUACAAAACGUAGAGGGAACCCUGUGUGACAGGUGUAAACCUCUCUACUGGAAUCUGGCUACAGACAACCCUCGUGGUUGUAUGGAGUGUCAGUGUGAUGUGAAAGGGACCCUGAGUGGUGUUGGAGAGUGUGAACAGAAAAGUGGACAGUGCCACUGUAAGCCUAACGUAUGUGGACAUGCAUGUGACACCUGUAAGGAUGGAUACUUCCUGCUGCAGAAAAAGAUGUAUUUUGGUUGUCAAGGUUGUCAGUGUGAUGUAGGUGGUGCCAUUGACAUGGCAUGUGAUGAGAUGUCCGGACAAUGUCGGUGUCGGAAUAAUGUAGUUGGCCGCAAAUGCAAUGAACCAGAACCAAGCUACUAUUUCCCGACUCUCCACCAACUGAAGUUUGAGGUUGAGGAUGGCACCACACCAAAUGCCAGACCAGUGCGCUUUGGUUAUAACCCCCAAGAGUUCCCAGAUUUCAGCUGGAGAGGUUAUGCUGUAAUGUCUCCUGCACAGAGUGAGGUCAGAGUAACAGUGCAUGUUGACCCAAAAGAUCGGAGGCAGCACUUUUUCCGUGUGGUUCUGCGGUUCACUAACCCGAGCAGCGCCAGUGUGACAGGUAGCAUCAAGGCUACCAAUAACAGAGGCGCUGCAGGGUCAGAUCAGAGUAAGGACAUCAUAUUCCCUGAGAGUCCCUCCCCAUCCUUCCUCACUGUCCCAGGAGAGGGGUUCGCUGAGCCCUUUGCAUUGACACCUGGGAAAUGGGUCAUUCACAUAAGGGUAGAGGGGGUUCUGCUGGACUAUUUAGUGCUGCUGCCCCGGUAUUACUAUGAGGCACCUUUGCUGCAGGAAAGGAUCACCCAGCCCUGCACAUACUUACCCAGUGCAAACAGGGAUACAAACUGCCUGUUGUAUAAGCAUGUGGCCAUGGAUGGCUUUAGCUCUGCACUGGGCUCACAAGGAACACUCUCCAGCCGCAGCGGGCGCAAGAGGAGGCAGGCUCGUGUUCGGCGUCCCACCCCAGAUCACCCUGAGAUGGCCGCCCUCAAUGGUAGACAGUCACAGCUCCAACUCAGUUUACGCGUGCCUCGUCCUGGCCCAUACACCCUUGUCCUGGAGUAUGCCAGCGAGGUGGACACUGUCCAGAAUGCCAACAUACUCAUCAAAGUCCAGUCAGGUAGCCAGAUCCUGGCCAGGGCUAACAUAUACAGUUGUGCCUACAGCUUUUUGUGCCGGAGUGUCGCAGUGACCAGCAGCAAUCAGGUGACAGUGUUGGAGCUUACUCACAAGACGGAGGUCCUUCUGCAAACUUCCACUGCAUCAUUCCUGUUGUAUAAAGUGUAUGCAGUCCCUGCAGAAGAGUUCUCCAUUGAGUAUGUAGAUCCCAAGGUGCUGUGUGUCUCCACUAAUGGCCGCUUCACUGAAGACAGUCGGCACUGCUCUCUGAGGCAAUUCGACAAGCCAACCUCAGCCUGGAUUUUGUAUGCUGCCCGUGAUGGACAGCUAUCUUCAACACCAGCUGUUUCUCCCCAAGGACGAGAGAAUGAGGAUUGGAGACAGAGACGACAGACCGGGGUGUUCCCUGUCCGUGAGCCUCAGAGUGAUGGGAUACUGCUUAAAUUCCCUCAGACAGAGAUCAAUUUCACUCCCAGGGUGCCCCUCCCGGGCAGGUACGUGGUUGUUGUCCAUUAUCACCAGCCUGAGCAUACCUCCUUCCCGGUGGAGGUCCGUGUGGAUGCUGGGCGUGAGUGGAAGGAUUCAAUAAAUGCAUCCUUCUGCCCUGCGGUCUCAGGCUGCCGGGAAGUUGUGAUCGCUGAUGGCCGCAUUGCCCUUGACUUUGACCAGAAUUCUUGGCAGCUGCCCACCAUCUCUGUGGUCGUGCCACCUAGGAAGACACUUAUUCUGGAUUAUAUUUUGCUGGUUCCAGAUAGCAGUUAUACCCCAGAUCUCCUGAAAGAGAAGCUGCUGGAUAAAUCUGCAGAUUUCAUUCACCAAUGUAGAGGAGAAGGUUUCUUUAUUGACCCGAGAACUUCUUCCCAGUUCUGCCGAGACUCUGCACGCUCACUUGUAGCAGCCUAUAAUGAUGGAGCUCUGCCUUGCAACUGUGACAAGUCCGGCUCUACAGGGACCACUUGUGAUCCGACUGGAGGACAGUGUCCCUGUAGGCAGCAUGUCAUCGGUCGACAAUGCACAAAGUGUGCCACUGGAUACUACGGUUUCCCCUACUGCAGGCCGUGUGAGUGUGGCCGACGACUCUGUGACGAGGUGACAGGACGAUGUAUCUGCCCUCCUCAGACCGUCAAACCAACCUGUGAUGUGUGUCAGAGUCAGACUUUCAGCUAUCACCCUUUGCUGGGCUGCGAGGGCUGUGAAUGCUCUCCAAAUGGCAUCAGAGCAAACGCAGGGCUGGACUGUGACCGCACUACCGGACAGUGCAGGUAG